Molecule: messenger RNA, 900 nt
Organism: Geosmithia morbida
Lineage: Eukaryota; Fungi; Ascomycota; Sordariomycetes; Hypocreales; Bionectriaceae
Exons: 1
Coding region: 1-900 (299 amino acids)
Source: RefSeq, a predicted model, not a curated record
AUGGCCAAGGCCCAGGAGGCCACCCAGGGUGCCGCCGAUCCGUCGUCGGCCGCCCAGCACGGCGACUCAGCUCCGACGUACGACGCUGCGGACCGCGGCGGAGCCGCUCCCAGCGUGUCCUCGCCCUUCAACUUCCCCUCGGAAUCAGACCUGCCAUCUUACACGGCCACCUCCCCGGGUGGCGGUGUAUCCAGCCAGCGGCCCGUGGCCAUCCCGCAGGUCAGGCCGGCCCCCGACUCACCCUCUGUCCCUGCCUUUCCCCCGUCUAUCCUGGGCCACGGGAUCCCAGAGGGCACGUUGCUCUCCUUCCUGGAGACGGUGUCGGCCUUCCUCGCGGCCAAGGUGGGAGACCGCGCCAUCAGUCACGCCGGCGAUAUGGCCCGUCGGUUCAUCGAGCACCCCAAGAACGUCGGCAAGCAUGUCGUCUCCCACGCCAAGAACUGGGGCAAGAACAUCGGCCCCGACGCCAAGAAGGGCAACGUCGUGGGCAUCAUUGGCGGCGUCGUCAGCAUCCCUAUCGUGUCGGUCCCAGGCGUCGUCCGCGCCGUCGUCGGUCUGCCCGGCUCCGCCGUGAAUGCUAUUGUCGAGAAGCCCCAGACACCGGCCCAGAGGGCCGCCGCUUACGCCGCCGUCGCCAACAGGGAGUGGCUGCAUUCUCGCGGUCUGCGCGCCCAGCUGUUCGACUCGAAUGAGCUGGCACAGUGGCUGGACAUCACGGUGUCGGACCUGAUGAGUUCGGCGCGCGCAUACGGGGACCGCUCAUCUGCUGCGAGGCAACUGACAGGUCUUGCGGAGCGCAUUGCGCCCUUGGAGGUCCAGUCUGGGGAUGCUACUCUUGAGCUGGCGUCGGAGGCUAUAUGGCUGGUCCUUUUGCCGUUCGCCGGUGAAGGCGAGGAAUGA